CGCGCGGGAAAGUGUCGUUUUCACAUGUGCGCUAAAGUAUCUAAUAGGAUUGCCGCGCAAAAUCAAUCAGCGGCGCAGUUUCCUCUUAAAGGGACAGUAGUGUCCUCGAUCGCAGGCGGCCUCCAUUAAGCGGGAAGGUGCCUCAGCUGCGGUUUGGAGGGUAGGAGAGAAGGAAAGGGGACGGAGCUGCCGUAGACAGCCCAUUGUUGAUUUGAGUACAGUAGCUGAAAGCUGGCAGAGGCAUUCGAGCGGCGGUAUCAGGACAAGCUUUGAGGCGCACAAAAAGGAUUUUGAGUAAGCGGAAGUUGGAGAAGAGUAGGAUUUGCUAAAUGAGCUUCUGGGGGGCUUACCAUGGUCAUCUGCUCUCUACUGGCCUCCCUGCGUAUCUGCCUGGAACGACAUCCACCUCUGGUCUCCUUCUUCUUCUGCCUCCUUUCGUUGGCUGUUGCCUUUGUUGGUUUUGCUGCCUACAUCCAGUCACAUGAUAUUCAUAAUCCUGAUGUCAAAGAGGACUGGGACUCUCUGCUGAAGUCUCUGGCACAUUUAAAGUUCUGUAUCCCAAAUAAGACUCAGGAAAAUGUCACAUCACCUCCUUCCAUGACAACUGCUGAAUCCCCGACAUCAGUAUCUAUCAUGGUUGGCUUGACUUUUGAUCUCCACAAUGGCACAGAUCUUCCCAAUGGUACACAUUUAGGUCUGACCAUCAGUGGGACAAAAUUGGGUCUCAGAGGUCCAGAUGCCCAGAAAUCAAUUCAUCUCUUGGCUGUUAUCACAAAUUCAUUAUCCCGUGAGAACUGCCUUAACAUCAUUGCACCUUCAUCCCUUCUCCCCAAGACCAGAAAGCCACCAAAAUGUGUAACAGGGAAACAGCGCAUGAAUUUGGAAAUGUCAGGGAUUUGCUAUCAAUCACGUUAUCAAACUAAUCCUGCCCUAUCCAGCAUGCUAGAUCAGGCGGAUCGUACCCUCUGCAGCCAGCGCCUCCUCAUGACCAGUGCUUUCCUUCUCUGCCUCUGUGCCAUGCUGUGUUGUGCAGCUGGCCUAUAUUAUCGUCUCCCCAGAGACAAAUGGGGGCAAAUCUAAGUGGAUCAAGCCAGUGCUAUUCAUUCUACAUUCCAGAAUACUCAGGUGUCCCAGCUGUGUGUCCUCCCUUCUCUAUACAGCUAUACUAUGUAAAAUUCACCAUUUUGUAGACUGGAAGCUAGACAGUAGAAUGGUUGGUAUAUGAAUAAAGUUGAACUGCUAUUUUGGUUCAUAGGAGAGAUGAUAAAAUAAUUUAUUAAAUACAAAAGACUGAGACUUAUUUGUAUUUUAAGUGGCUAUUCAACUGAUAAAAAUUGUAUAAUAUAU
Python bivittatus (Burmese python) is the source of this 1347-nucleotide messenger RNA. The record is from RefSeq and is a predicted model, not a curated record. NCBI's taxonomy places the organism in Eukaryota, Metazoa, Chordata, Lepidosauria, Squamata, Pythonidae.